This is a messenger RNA of Mangifera indica (mango), 1674 nucleotides long. RefSeq names its product protein PIN-LIKES 1-like. The record is from RefSeq and is a predicted model, not a curated record. Bases 211 to 1389 code for a protein of 392 amino acids. The transcript is spliced from 11 exons. Gene Ontology annotation, biological process: endoplasmic reticulum to cytosol auxin transport. Gene Ontology annotation, cellular component: membrane. NCBI's taxonomy places the organism in Eukaryota, Viridiplantae, Streptophyta, Magnoliopsida, Sapindales, Anacardiaceae.
UAUAUAAUAUGAAUUACAUCCUCCGCGCUUUGUGUCUCCCGCAUUCUUCUUAGUCUUGCUUUUUUCCCUCAUCUUCCGUUUUGUUUCUUAUUUACCGUUGCAUUGCCUUUUCUUUCUCGCGACUCAGCAGAUGAAGUGACGUGCUCUGUUGCAUAUUCCAGCAGAUUAUUAGGAGCGGUGGAGAUUUGAAACAUUUGAUUAUUAGAAAGAAUGGGGUUUUCGGAUCUAUUUUCCGUUGCUUCUAUACCAGUUGCAAAGACACUACUUUUGACUGCACUUGGCUCUUUUCUUGCUCUGGAUCAAAUAAAUGUUUUGGGGGAAAUGGCACGGAAGCAAUUGAAUGAAUUAGUGUUUUUUGUGCUUAAUCCAGCACUAGUGGGAAGCAACCUGGCUAAAACAAUAACCUCCGAAAGCUUUGUUUUGUUGUGGUUCAUGCCGUUCAAUAUCCUUGGUACAUAUAUUAUUGGCUCAGUACUAGGGUGGAUGCUGAUAAAAUGUACUAGAGCCCCUCAACAUCUAAAUGGCCUCAUAUUGGGUUGCUGCGCCGCAGGGAAUUUGGGAAAUUUGCCUUUAAUUAUCAUACCAGCUGUCUGUAGAGAGAAAGGCAGUCCAUUUGGAGCUCCUGAAAUCUGCUAUAAGUAUGGAAUGGCUUAUGUUUCACUUUCUAUGGCGAUAGGAGCUGUUUAUUUUUGGUCUUAUGUUUACAACAUUGUGCGCGUUUCUUCAAAUAAGGUCAACAAUGAGGACAACAGAGAGGAGUUCCCUAGCAAGAUAAACUGUGCUGAAGGAACAACAAAAUUACUUCAAGAGGAUUACACAGAAGCUCCUCUUGUUUGCACAACGACAGAAGGAAUUGAGAAGGUACAAAUACUAGAUAAGACCAAGCAAAGUUCAAGGUUUAUCUCAAAAGAGCUCAAUCUGAAGGCCAUAUUUUCACCUUCAACUAUUGGAGCGGUUGUUGGAUUUCUCAUUGGUGUAGUCCCCCAAAUUCGAAAUUUAAUGAUCGGUAGUGCUGCUCCUCUUCGUGUGAUUGAAGACUCUGCUUCUUUGCUGGGUGAUGCAUCCAUUCCAAUUGUCACCCUUUUAGUGGGAGGAAAUCUUCUUAGAGGCUUAAAAGGGUCAGGUAUUGAGGGGUGUGUUAUAGCUGGAAUUAUAGCAAUUCGCUACAUAGUCCUGCCACUGAUGGGCAUUGUGAUUGUAAAAGGUGCAGUCCAUGUUGGUAUGGUUCACUCAGAUCCAUUAUAUCAAUUUGUUCUUCUUCUACAAUACGCAGUUCCACCAGCAAUGAACAUUGGAAGUGUUACCCAGUUGUUUGGAGCUGGAGAAAGUGAAUGCUCUGUGGUUUUGUUGUGGACAUACACUCUGGCAUCAGUUUCACUUACGUUUUGAUCAACCAUCUUCAUGUGCUUAGUGGGUUGAUGUUGUGUCCAAAGUUCAGAAAGUCACGCAGCUGCUAAAGCAUAUUUCAAUUCGAAAAUCCUUAAUGUACUAGUAAUUAAUAAUCCGGUCUGCGAUCAGUGAGUUUACAGCACUUGGAUGGAGAUAUCAGGGAAUGCAAUCUCGGCAAGUUCAUCUCCCUUUGUACUGCUGUAGCGUUGUGCUAUUUUGGUUUAUAUUUCAUUCUUUUUCUGGAUCAGUUUGUCAAUAAAGUAAUAAAUAAUGCCAUUUAGGGGC